AUGUCGGUGGAGGCAGCCGCAGCCUCAGCCUCAGCGGGAGCCUCAGCCGGAGCCUCAGCCGCGGCCUCAGGCUCAGUCUCGUCGGCGCAAACGCGACCGACGGCGCUAGAAUUAGUGUCGGUGGCCUCAGCUCCUAGCGAGGUUGCGCACACGCGACGGCCGCCAGCCAGCGGGAAUGCUCCCGGUUCACCUCUCAGCACCCCUUCCAAAUCUCGCUCUGUCGCGGCGCUGGCGCCGGCGGCCAUGGACGGUGGGAAGGCAGGCAUCGCCGGGAUUUGCGGCGGAGCUCGGUGGCUUGUGGCCUGUUCGGCGGUGCUGGUGCUUCUACUGACGAUCAUAGUGGGCUGUGCGACGCGGGACCCGUUCUACGCCACCCAUUGGACGAAAUGGAACGCCAGUGGGGGUGGUAUUAUUAAAUUUGUUCGGCGGGGACUCCUCGCCUUGCCUGCCGCCGGCCCGGGGCCCCUGUGCGACCUGUACCACGGGCAGUGGGUGCAGACGCAGCAGCCGGCGUAUUACUCGGGGGAGAAGUGCGGGUGGAUUUCCACCAGCUUUGCGUGCGCGCGCAGCAACCGCCCGCUCGAGAUGCGUCAGUACGAGCGCCUGCGCUGGCAGCCCAACGGGUGUAAUAUGACACGCUUCAGCGCCGAGGGCUUUUUCAGCAGAAUGCGCAAGAAGAGCAUUGCCUUUGUGGGCGACUCGUUGGGCCAGGAACCGUUCCAGUCGCUGCUCUGCAUGCUCGCCCCUGAAGGCCCGCCCAAAAACAUGUCCGACCCCGCAUCCCCCAUCCAAGACGUGCGCAAGGACUACGGCUUUUUUCCAACGCCCAGAGACAGCCACCGGCCCGACAGGGCGUACAGAUUCGUUGCAUCCAACACUACAGUGAUAUUCCGCUGGUCGACGACCUUAUGCGAAAUCGAGCCGCUCAAUAAGGAGAACGGGACGCAGGGCAAUGCGCUGCACUUAGACCGGCCCGAUACUUUCCUAAGAGACUAUCUUAAGAAGCUGGAUGUGGUGGUGCUCAACACGGGGCAUCACUGGGACCGGGUGGAGAUGAACCAGAACGCGCUCAGGUUUUAUCUGAAUGGAACCCUGGCGCCGCCGGUGAACCGAAGGCCGAUGGUCAUGUGGCUUGCGCUCAAGACAGCGGUUCGGUCUGUGUGUGUGUGGAUUGAUGAUCAGCUGAAGCAGACGAGCUCGGGAGCGGGAGAUGGAGGAGGAGAGGGAGCGAGGCAGAAGUUGGGUUCGGGUGUGCAGCUUCCAGGCUUGGCGACAGGUGGGGGUGCGAAGCAGACGACGGCGAUUUUUGGGACGCCCGACACGAAGCCGAUGGUGUUUCUGCGAUCGAUUUCGCCGAGGCAUUCCAAGGGGGACAAGAACGGCACAGGCGGAUGCGUCCAACUCAAGUAUCCGUUGGGGGAUGCUGAGGUGGCCAGUAUGACAACCAGGGAUGCUAUAAAGGAGGAUGGAGUCCUCGGCACAUCUGUUCGCCUUUUGAACACCACGCACCUGUCGGCUUACCGUGGUGAUGCUCACCCAGCCGGCUGGGAUCCCCGAUACGUUACCGCCAAGGGACAAGAUUGCCUGCAUUGGUGCUUGCCGGGCGUUCCAGACAUGUGGAACGAGCUGGUUUACACGCAUAUUGUCGCAAGGGAAGGAUAA
Molecule: messenger RNA, 1662 nt
Organism: Closterium sp. Naga37s-1
Lineage: Eukaryota; Viridiplantae; Streptophyta; Zygnematophyceae; Desmidiales; Closteriaceae
Source: the annotation of a GenBank genome assembly